Messenger RNA from Cooperia oncophora, 294 nucleotides. NCBI's taxonomy places the organism in Eukaryota, Metazoa, Nematoda, Chromadorea, Rhabditida, Trichostrongylidae. The record is from the annotation of a GenBank genome assembly.
AUGCCGUAUACAGGCAAAUCUCUAGAUUACAUAAAGGAGACUGUUAUGAAAAGCGAAUUUGCGCCCCAUACAGCGAUUCAGAUCGCUUGCCAAACACAUCUGGCUUUGAAAAAUCUACACGAGUUAGGCUACAUUCAUCGAGAUGUAAAGCCGGACAACUUCGUCGUCGGCAGGUCAGAGACAACCUUCAUUCAGUUGCUUCUAACGACAAGGGUAGAUACUAAAAAGAUAGGAGGUGAUUACUACCUGAAGGUAGAGAACGAGUUCAUCUUUCUCUCGCUGUAUGCUACGUAA